GUUAGAUCCCUUGUCAAUCAAAAGCAAAACGUUGCUUCCUGUCUUGCUGGGUCUCAGAGCAGUUUCUGAUAGAAGCUCUGACUUUUCCAGCAGCAAGCUUUUUAACUCCUGGUAUCAUUAUAAGGGAUCAACUUCCUGGCUUGCGACUGUAAACAGAUAUGCACCCCGACCUUUCACCACACCUGCAUUCAGAGGAGUGUAACAUUGUCAUUCAACGCCUGCAGCAGUGCCAUAAAGAACACAGUUUCAUGAAGUUUCUGGGGAAAUGUAAUGAUAUAGACCGAGAGAUGAGACAUUGCUUAAGUGCAGAGCUGCAAGCCAAGAGAGCCAAAAGCAGAGAGCAUGCUGCAAGGAUGCAGAAGCGAAUUAGCGAGGCUUCUGAGUGACUUUCCCCUUGGGCUGUGCAUCCAAACCUGGAUAGAGAACUGACUUCAAAACACCCCUGAGCACUGGAGAUUCACAGAAGCUGUCGUCAUGUUCUGUUCCAGUUUGCCAACUCAUGGAAUUACUCCAAUUUUCAUUAUUUAUGCCCAACCUCAUUGGCUUAUUGUCACUGGAUUGUUACAAGACUUGAGUGCUAAAGAUGAUUAAACUCUAUAAAUUUUAUACUGUGUCAGUGAAAUGUCAGAUCACUUGUGAGUAUUUUUGGUAAGGCAUUGAUCUGCUCUCAGUGGUCCAAUUCUGCCACCUGCUGGAGAGUGUUUGUGUUACAGAAGAAAGAUUCCUUAUGUUUUAAUUCUAGCGAUUCUUGGACAGGAAACGACUCAACAUUAUUCAAUUUGACAAAUCUGAUAAUUUUGACGGGCUCUAUGAAUGUGCAUUUUACUAUGAAUAUCUACCUUGUCCAAAAAAAGCAAUUCAUUUACAUUAUUGUUGUGUGGCAAAUCGGCAGCAUUUUGCUGAUUUUCGUAGUAUUUGACUGUUCUUUUUACAAGGCUGAAUUACCAGCUUGACGCUCAACCCAAUGUGGAUGGAGGGUGUGCAAGGAGCUGACUGGAUUUGAACUCAGGACCACUCACCUUGAAGUCUCAUGCUGAUGCCACUACACCACCAGCUGGUUACUUAUAUUACUAUUCUAUAACAAAAUCUAUAAAUCUUGGGUGUGAUAUUUUCAUUAUUUCAUUGUCUUUUAUAGGGAAAAGUUUUCUUGUUCUACCUUAAGCCUCGUUCUAAUUUUAAGGAUCUUACUCUGACCCGUCAUACCGGAGAAAUAUUGUUUCUCUCUCUACCUUCUGUGAUUGCAUCUAAACUUGCCAGACUCUGCAUUGCUCUCAUAAUCCCACUGCAGUUCCCUCUGAAGGUCCUACCCCAAAAGAUAAACUGGUUACACUAUCAAAUACUUUAUUUAAACGUCUCAAUAAAGUAAAUUGUCCUUUCUCCCUAAAUGGUAGGGGUUCCCAACCUGGGAUUUACAAACUCUUUGGUUAAUAGUAAGGCUCAUUGGCAUCAAAAAGGUUGGGCACCUCGGCUGGAUAAGAAUUCUCCUUAUGACGAUUAAGAUCCACCUGGUAACAUGGUGUGUGUUUUCUUUCUAUUUCUCCCACUUGUGGAAGAGUCUGUUGUCCCCACAUUGGCCUCAAUAGCCAUCUGAGAAGCUACAAAGUGUAGGUCACUCUGGAUCACCAUGAACUGCUGAAGGUGAGAGGACUGUUGUGGCUGUACACACAAAGGUCAAAGGAAAUGUCACCUUAUACCAUCCUGAGGUUCAUUUUCUUGCAGGCAUUCACAGGAGAUCAAUGAAUCAAAGAAAAACUGCACACAAAGACUGACAGACAAACAAUGAGCAAAAAAGAGCCAACUGGGCAAAUACGGAAAAAAAAUCAAAUAAUAAUAAUAAAUAGUAAAUACAUAAUAUUGAGAA
Hypanus sabinus (Atlantic stingray) is the source of this 1861-nucleotide messenger RNA. It is a transcript of the gene cmc2, whose product is annotated as C-x(9)-C motif containing 2. Gene Ontology annotation, cellular component: mitochondrion. The transcript has 4 exons. The coding region runs from base 159 to 386 and encodes 75 amino acids. NCBI's taxonomy places the organism in Eukaryota, Metazoa, Chordata, Chondrichthyes, Myliobatiformes, Dasyatidae. The record is from RefSeq and is a predicted model, not a curated record.